AUUUUAAUUAAGUUUUUCUUUUAAUUCGACAAUUUAAAUACCUCUCUCUUGUUUCUCUUCCCCCUAAAAAAAAACCAAAACAGAGCCCAUAGAGAAAAAGAAAAAGAAAAAACAAGACGCCUUUGAGAGAAACUUCAUCAUUCUUGAUUUUGUAGUGAAGAUGGAGCAAAAACCGGGAUUCAGAUUUCAACCAACAGACGAGGAACUGAUAAAUUAUUAUCUGAAGAACAAGAUUAUGGGUAACACAUGGCUCGUCGACGACACUAUCUGCGAGAUCAACAUACUAAAUCACCAUCCCUCUUCUUUUUCAUCUUUAUCGAGGAUCAAAUCGAACGAUAGUAUAUACUAUUUCUUUGUCCCCAAGCAGUACAAAACCGAGACGGUGAGGAAGAGAAACACCAAAGAAAAAUAUUGGUAUUGGAAACAUAGUGGCCGGGUCAAGGUAAUCGAAGAUGAGAGUGGAAACAAGAUUGGAGAAAGACAGGGUUUUCUGUACCAAAAAUACGGAGAUCCUAAAACCAAGGGGAAUAAGAGUCGCUGGGUUAUGCAUGAGUAUAAGAUAACUUCUUUGCCUCAUCAUAAUUUGGAUUCCUAUGUUAUCUGCAAAAUAUUUGAUAAGGGUAAAGAGGCAGACAUUCAAAAUGGUAAUAGCUUGAGCGUGGCAAGUCAAUCUCUGGUCUCUGAUUUGAAUACUAUCAGUGUCUCUACUAGCAUACUACCAGAGGUUGAGCAGCCAGGUCAAGAAAGCUUAACUCCUUACCUAGCCCAAGAAGAUGAUGAGUUUCUGCGUGGAUUACCACCUGCUUACCGAGGGACAGCUCAACAUUUUCUUUCCGAUCAAGAAAUGCAGGAGAUGUACAUUGAUUCCAGGCCAAAAGAUUCUGUCAGAGCUAUUAACACAGAGCCUGAGAUUGAGCAGCCAGGUCAAGAAAAUGUACAUGAUUUGGGAGUUCCAAUGAACGAACAAGAGGAUCUCUUUCCGCGGAAUGCAUUUGAUCCUAGAAAUGAUGAAUAUUGGAGUGGAUUGCUGAGUUAUAACGGAGGGAAUUUUGAAGAUGUGUUUCCUGAUCAAGAAUUCAUAAUGCAAGAGAACCGCAACGAUUACAGGCCAAAGAUAUCUUUGUCAGGGAUCAUUGUUGAUUAUAGCAGUGAUAGUGAUAGCUAUGCUGAAUCAAUGUCUGCAACGGUAAAGCACAUAUCACUCAUUUUCCUAAUGACUUCCAUGGAGUAUUAAUCUGUAUUUUCAGUAUUUAAUUCUAAUAUGACAGAGUUACAAAGGAACAUCAAGUCCAAUUGAUACUGUUGGUAGUUCAAAUAGGCACUUCCUCAAGACUUGCGGAGACGAGAUUCUAUCGUUGAGCAAAGAUAUACAAAUUUCUGAUGAACCUUCCAUUAGUAGAAAGACCCGGGAAUCUCAACUCGCACAGUGCACAAUAUCAUCGAAACUAGAGUUCUUGAGUUGCUCCUAUGUUGAUUUUGUGUCUAUUUUAUAAUCUCAAACAUAUUUUAGAUCUUAAAGAUGAUGAAUGAUGUAGUUUCCUUUUCAGGUUAAACAAGGAAUGGUGAAGACAGAGAAAAAGGGCUUGUUGAUUACAGAGGAAGCAAUUGAGAGAAAACGAGAGAAUCCACCGUAUAUCUCUCUCAUCAACAUGAUCAUAGGCUUCAUCAUCUUGCUGGCUCUCAUUGGCGACAUCAUAUCAGUUUAUAACUAAACAUAAAUUCUUUUAGCUAAGCACUACAUUAAUUCUUAUCUCUCUGAUCCAAAAAAAUUCUACUGAAUGUUUUGUCAGAGUGUGUAUGAACUAGAGAUGAAACUCAAUUGUUCAUUACCUUUAUAUA
Molecule: messenger RNA, 1839 nt
Organism: Arabidopsis lyrata subsp. lyrata
Lineage: Eukaryota; Viridiplantae; Streptophyta; Magnoliopsida; Brassicales; Brassicaceae
Product: NAC domain-containing protein 69
Exons: 5
Coding region: 161-1234 (357 amino acids)
Biological process (GO): regulation of DNA-templated transcription
Molecular function (GO): DNA binding
Source: RefSeq, a predicted model, not a curated record